Molecule: messenger RNA, 3769 nt
Organism: Rhinichthys klamathensis goyatoka
Lineage: Eukaryota; Metazoa; Chordata; Actinopteri; Cypriniformes; Leuciscidae
Product: leucine-rich repeat and calponin homology domain-containing protein 4-like
Exons: 15
Molecular function (GO): protein binding
Source: RefSeq, a predicted model, not a curated record
UAUUAAUUGCUUACUUAAAAACCCUUAUUGCCCCACCAAUUAUUAAACUGCAACGUACACACAAUCUUCAUUGUUAUAAUUUCUUCCGUUUGUUCAUUUCUUUCUCUCUGUCUCUUCCACUCACUGUGUUUCUCCACCAGGAUGUGAGCUGUAAUGAGCUACAGUCACUUCCUGUUGAGCUCGGCCAGUUAGAAUGUUUAAGGGAUUUAAAUCUGAGAAGAAACCAGCUUGCAACUUUACCAGAAGAGUUGUCAGAGUUGCCUCUCGUCCGUUUGGAUGUGUCGUGCAACCGCAUAUCCAACGUGCCUGUGUGCUACCGUCAUCUGCGGCACCUCCAAAGCAUCAUCCUUGACAACAACCCCCUCCAGAUGCCCCCUGCCCAGAUCUGCUCCAAAGGAAAGUUCCACAUCUUUAAAUAUCUGAACAUGGAGGCCUGCAAAAGGACUCAGGACCAGUUUGAGAAAGCUCUGCGGCCCACCGCCUUCAACAGCUGUCUUGAUCAGGACCUGUUCCCCGGUCAGUAUGGUGGCCUGGAUUCUGGCUUUAACAGCGUGGACAGCGGCAGCAAAAGAUGGUCAGGAAAUGAGUCUGCUGACGAUUUCUCGGAACGGUCGUUGCGAUUGACCGACGUUUCCCGCGAACACACAAAUUUUCAAGAGGAAGAGGAGAGAGAUACGUCACUAGAGACACCCAAAGUGAAUGGAGAGCUGGAGCAAGUGGAUUUCAUAGACAACAGCGUAAUGGAGGAAGAGGAGGAGAGGUGUCACCUUCCACUUACAGAGUCCCCUCAGGAAAAUAGUGAAAGUUCCAGCAGCACUUCCUCCCAGAGCCCUGAUUCUACAGGCAGCAGAAUAUUUGUGAUUGGAGAUGGUUCAGACUCCGGCUCACCAUCCAGUCCCACUCUAGAGGAGAGGAGGAGGCCUGGAAACUUGCUUAUCUGGCAGGAAAGAGAAAGAGCCCAGCAACAGAGAGACAAAGCCAGCACUUUGCAGAAGAUUAUUGUAAAAACAGGAAGUAACUUGGCGACGACGACAAAGCACGGAGGAACAGGAAGCAUUUCAGGUGGUGAUUCAGAUAGCAGCUCUCCACCCAACGGCCCGAAACAGAGAUGUGCAAGUGCAGAUCAGAUUUCUCAGUCCUCUCAUGCAGGGUCUUUGCAGCGCUCCAUCAGUCGCACAGAUGCGCCCUCCGUGAAGCCCUGUUCUCCUACAGGUUCUGCUCCCAAACCCAACAGCUUCUUAUUCCGCACAUCUUCACGCUGCAACGUCAAGACUGGAUCAGGAAACAGUUUGGCGGAGUCUGGCCGCAGCGAAUCCCGCUCCACACUCAGAUCCCCACGAGAGGACAGAACAGACAUCUUGCAACUGCGCAAAUGUCUGGAGUCGCGUCUCAAGACCUCUCUGCCUGACGAUCUGGGAGAGGCGUUGUCCAAUGGCACAGUUCUCUGCCAGUUGGCCAAUCACGUGCGACCUCGUUCCGUGUCAAUCAUCCACAUCCCCUCACCGGCAGUGCCAAAGCUGAGUGCUGCCAAGUGCCGCCUCAAUGUCGAAAACUUCAUUGCUGCAUGUCGUAGGCUUGGAGUCCCUGAGAUGGAGUUGUGUUUAGCGUCUGAUGUCCUGUGCAGUAAGAUACCUGCAGUGCAUCGCUGUGCGACGGCGCUCCUGGCAAUAGAGGAGGAGGUGAACGAGGACAAGAACGUCACCUCUCCCUCCGUCUCUCCUUCCUCCCCUUUUUCCAGCGGCUUCCUGCUCUUCUACUCUCUCCUCAUGGCUUUGCUCUACCUGUUAUACUGCCAGCUUAUAGCAUAGUGCCAGCGAGUAUCAAUGUGUAAAUGUAACGGAUACAUCAUUUCUGUACUGUGUACACACAUUGUUGACAAGACCUGCACAUAUAUAACUCUCUACACAUAAUGCCUUUCAGCUUACACAUUAAAGCUCCUCACAGAUAUUCAGGUUUGGAAACAUAUAUGAGAACCUUUCGAAGCUCUGUAAAUGGUGAAAUACUGAAAUAUAUCGCAAAUUAUCAGAGGUCUAGAUCGAAUAUCCACAUUUUUCCACAUCAAAAAAGUUAUAAUCAACUCCUCAAUGGUCACAUACUCCUUUAUCUGUUGAGGGUGUAGACUUUAUUUGUACAUAGACAUGGUUUCCACUCGUGAAGGGCUUUUCCUACCUGAUUGCCUUAGCAUUGCUGUUGAUCCCAGGAUAGUUUAUACACCUUCUAGAGGGAAUGACUGUCUUUGUAAGGGAUCUUGUUAUCCUAAGAGUUUUAAAGCACUGGCACAAACUCCCCAUCCUCUUUUUUCCUCUUGAAGGGCUUUAAAGUGCCUCAGAAGCUUGUAGUUUCUUUCUGCUCACACAGCUGUGCAAAUUAGUUUGUAGCAUCUGGUAAAUAUGUUAACAGUGUGGCUAUGGUACUUCUCAGCUGAAUUUGGUUUAAUUCACACGUUGUAGAUAUCUGUUAGGGUCGGGACUGCGUGGACUAUUUCACUUUCCUUUUCUGUCGCUCAUAUCUUGUUGACUGUGACCGCCAGAGGACAGUGGUGUUUCCUAAACUGUUCCUUUAACACUUUUUGACGGUACUAAUAUGAUUCAAAGCUGUGUUAACUUGUUACAGUUUUUUUUUUUUUUUAUUCAUGUUCGUUUUGGUUUUCUUGAGAGCAUCUUAACAUAAUUCCUGAAUGCAAACUGUUCACAAUUAAGUUAUUGUUUCGGUUUAUUUAUGUUUUUCUCUGUUCUGAUGAAGCUGCAUUUGGUGGAAACCCCAGUCUCGCUGAGCACAUUAAAUUUGACUAAUUAAAUUGAACAGAUUAAUUGAGGAAUAAGCUUAGGAUUGAUUUUAUGAUCAUUUUGAGCUGGAAAAAAAAACCCAGUAAGACUUUGGGGACAUUAAUAGCGUAUUUUAAAUGUGUAUAUUAGAUACUGCUUGUGGAUGCACAAUGUGGAUAAGCAGACAUUACCAAAUUAAACCUUUUUUUUUUUUUUUUAUUGAUGAUGAAAUGGUUGUGAGUCCUGCUUCUCCUCAAGCCUCUUCAGCUGCCGUUUCCUGAUUCUAAAUGUGGCCAUAGUGUUUUUGUAGUCCUGUAAUGUGCCAUGAGAACCUAUCUUCCGCGGUGCUGUAUGCUGAUGUUGCUUUUGUAUUCCGUGCCUACUUAAUGUGAUUUAGGAGCUUUGCCGACAGUUUACUAACGAGCAGCCUCUCAUCUGCCGUGAACGAUAAGGAGAGAGAGAGAGACUGGGAAACAAGGGUAGGUGAAGGGAUAUGUGCUGUGGAAUUAGUUACCAACAUGCAUUUCUCAUCCUACGAUGUCUUAAACAUAUUAUUUUAAGGGAUGUUGAUAGGGUUUUAGAACAUUAUACAUUGUUAUCAAUGCUAAAGCUAAUCAUAAUAGACAUUUAAUUUCAAAUGAAUCCACUGUGAAAAUGAACUCAGACACAUUUCACAUAGAUGGACUUCAUCACAGUUGCUCUAGUCUGGAGGCUACAGUCAAAUGAAAUGAGGAUUGUGAAAUGCUACUGUCCAUGUUGAAGGCUUUUACAGAAGACUGAUAAUUCUACCGUCCUUAUACACACGUUAGACUCAGGCAGUUUAGAGGGCACUAGAUCUACACGAAUGUUUCCGUCCAAAUGUUACCUAGUUUAAACUGUUGCAACACACGAAAUGUAUUUUGUUAUAUUUAUAAAAUACUGUGUAUUUAAGAAGUUAAGUUUAUAUUGAUAUAAAGAAUUUUUUUUUUUUGUCUGUAAAGAAAUUAUUAAAAAAAGGAAACUGA